AUGUGUGAUGCUGAGAACCCCCUUGCUCAUACAGAAACAUUUCCCUUUCCCGACCUGGUCGGCACCGAAUUUGCUGGAUCAAUGCUAAGUGAGGAUCAUGGAUUUGGCUUCUACAACAAUGAUUUCGAUAAUCUUAUGGACAUACCCGACAAUGAUGUGUUGAUGUUGUGCAACUCUGACGAUGACCCUGGCGGUAGCUCGCCUGGACGAACAAUGGAUUUGGUCUACCACCUUGAAGAUACUGGCAGUCAAACAAAACCCGAUAUUUUCGCUUUAGUCAGUGACACCGACAAGUUCACUCGGUACAAAUCUAUCACUCAAGGCACGCAGGGUUCAUCACAGACUUGCUGGCCCACCAAACUGGCUGCUAGGCGGUAUAUCCGAGCAUAUUUUGGUUCUUUCCAGAAACAUAUACCACUGCUACACGUCCCAACAUAUCUUGCGCAUCAAUGCUCGGAGCCACUGCAGUUGGCAAUUUAUGCGAUUGGUGCCCUUCAUGUGUAUAACGAGACUGAAGCCCGUCGAUUAUACCGUGCUGGGCACGAAGCUUUCUUGGCUCAAAAGUUACUGCUAGUACCUGUUGAACGACUACAGACCUUACUAUUACUUACAAUGUUCGGGAGUUUGUCAGACGAUGAUGAUCUACGGGAGGAGAUUCUACCUCUCCAAAGCCAACUAGCAGAAGAACUGCACAACAUUCCAAAAGAUGUUGUGUCGUCUGAAUCUAGUUCUUGGGAUGUGUGGGUACAGAGGGAAACGUUAAAAAGGACCAUUCUGAACAUUGUGUGCUUUUUAGGGGUGAUGAACGUAGCCUCUUUAUCAUCAUCAAUAUUUCUUCCGCCAUCCUUUGAUAUCGAAUUUCCGUACUCGGAGACCCUUUUUCUCUGUAACAGAGAGGAAGAGUGGGAAUACUUGUUCAGUUCUGCCCCCAAACCACAAACCUUUAAGAUUGCCUUUCACAAUCUAACAUCGCUAUCCGGUCCUGUGUUACAAAUCGAUAGUGGCUUGGGCAAUCUAGUAUUGAUGCUUGCGCUAUAUACGCAUGUGAGGUCUUGCAAAACGGUCUCUGCAUCGCUCCCGAUUCUUCUUGGUCGAGAGAUAAUUGAAACAAGCACCUUAUCACUGAAGCGGUGGCUGAGCUCAUUGGGUGGUCCAGGGGUUGCAUGCCAAAACGAGCAGACCGGUGCCGACUGUUCCCUCACUGCAUCAGCGUUGAUUCUAUGGAAAGUUGCUACCAUUCAGCUCUAUGCAGAUUUCGCUUCAGUUACAGAAAUUCAAGACGCCAUUCUAGCACUUUCUACAGGACAACACCAUACCAUCUCCGCCCUUCACACAAUCCAGAUCCCGACUCACACAGCCGAGGCCAUGGGCCACGCGGUUUCAUUCGUCCACGGACCGGUUGUUCGCGGUGUCCAGUUCCUCAAAGCAACUGCAUGUGCUGAUAUUUGCAUAUAUCAUGGCCUGAUGGGGUUUCACUGUCUUGUUCUGCUGGUUAGAUGGUUAUCCAGCCUAGAGUCUGCGAGCAAAGCGACUGGAGAUCAGUGUACUCACCCGGAUGCGCUGCUGUUGCUGCAGAAUAUUCGCGAAUUAGUCGGUGAAUCGGACCAGCCCUCAAUGGAGAGUCUCCCACUGAGUGCGGCUUGUGCAAAAAUUUGGGUAGAAAUCCUGAAAUCAGACCGCCAAAUCUGGGGGGUUAGGAAGCUGCUUUGUACUUAUCUUGACAAGCUGAUAUAG
This is a messenger RNA of Penicillium crustosum, 1734 nucleotides long. RefSeq lists its product as uncharacterized. Gene Ontology annotation, biological process: DNA-templated transcription; regulation of transcription by RNA polymerase II. Gene Ontology annotation, molecular function: RNA polymerase II cis-regulatory region sequence-specific DNA binding; DNA-binding transcription factor activity, RNA polymerase II-specific; zinc ion binding. The record is from RefSeq and is a predicted model, not a curated record. Lineage: Eukaryota; Fungi; Ascomycota; Eurotiomycetes; Eurotiales; Aspergillaceae. Gene Ontology annotation, cellular component: chromatin. The coding region runs from base 1 to 1734 and encodes 577 amino acids. The transcript is spliced from 3 exons.